AUGAAUUUGGACAGUUUUUAUGAGAAGCUGGAUGAAGUGAUCCGCAACGAGAACUCCUGCGAAUUUAUUGGCAGUGACUUCAAUGCAAAACUAGGAAAAGCCACAGAAGUUGAAUACAGGAUCGAAGAUUUGGACUUGGGGACCGAAAUGAAAACUGCAGUCGCCUCGCCAGGCGAUCUGCGUGAAGCCAAACCUGAAGAACAAGCUGGAUUCCGUCACAGGUUCAGCUGUCUGGACCACGUCUACACCGUGUCGAAGGUCAUAGAGGUUAGCCGAAAACAUCGCCUGUCCCUCGUCCUAACCUUCGUCGACUAUGAGGAAGCUUUCGACAGCGUAGAAACGAAUGCAAUAUUGUCAGCGCUGGUCGAACAACCUGUGGAUGCGUCAUAG
Molecule: messenger RNA, 390 nt
Organism: Necator americanus (New World hookworm)
Lineage: Eukaryota; Metazoa; Nematoda; Chromadorea; Rhabditida; Ancylostomatidae
Exons: 2
Coding region: 1-390 (129 amino acids)
Source: RefSeq, a predicted model, not a curated record